Colossoma macropomum (tambaqui) is the source of this 2636-nucleotide messenger RNA. It is a transcript of the gene tpst1l, whose product is annotated as tyrosylprotein sulfotransferase 1, like. The transcript has 4 exons. Bases 1326 to 2399 code for a protein of 357 amino acids. Lineage: Eukaryota; Metazoa; Chordata; Actinopteri; Characiformes; Serrasalmidae. Gene Ontology annotation, molecular function: protein-tyrosine sulfotransferase activity. Gene Ontology annotation, biological process: peptidyl-tyrosine sulfation. Gene Ontology annotation, cellular component: Golgi apparatus. The record is from RefSeq and is a predicted model, not a curated record.
GAUAAAGAGAGGUAGGAAAAUGGUCAUGUACAAAUGAACCCAAAAACCCACACAAAUGUUACAGAAAUACAAGAAAAAUGUCAAAUGUGGGCCCGUUAAGUGUUCUCUAGUGCAGCGGCAAGGGACCUUUAUGGAAAGACUGCUGUGGUGGUAAAAUGGGUCAAAGGAGAAAAAGGAUGUGUGCCUUCAGAGCAGCAGCAGACAGAUACUUCCUCCCUCCAUGCUUCCCUUCUCUUAUUAGCUGCAAAUGCAGAGUACAUAACUGGAUUAGUUACAGUACUAGUACUGAAAACUUUUGAACUUUAGUUUCAUGCCUGUUUAUGUGACCUGUAAUUAUUUUGCGAUGUCUUUCUCAUUUGUCUACAUGCAGCCUGUACAUGAAGCAGGCAAUGUUUCUUUUGACUAAGUUCUCUAUUGCUCUUUAUUGCUUCUUGUUUCACCGCUUGUGGGUCAGCGGUCAGGUGACACUUAACCGUUUAUAUAUGCAUUUUUUUGGCCUUGUGCCUGUUGUGUGUCCGUGAUCGUACACAAAAGUCACUGCAGGCUGCAACAAACGAAAUGUAAUUUUCUCAUUUUCAUGCAACCUGCAGGUGAGUGUAACGCGUCUGCACAGCCACUAGUGAGCACUAAGGUCGCAGGCGGCUGCUGGAAGCAGUGAGAGCAGAGUUUAGUGGAGGAGCUACGGCGUCCGUAAUUUAACUCGGGCGAAGUUCGCUCUGAGGAGAGCUUUCUGUGAGCUACAGCAAACGAAACCGUGGAAACAAUGAUUCACAAAAUCAUUCCGUCUUAGAUUUUAGCCGUUUUACCUUCAUUUACAUACGAGCACUUAAGAUUGCCCUGAAUAUUUGCAUUUCACCUCAGCGUGUGAGUGUGGGAGAUUGGAGGAUGUAGCUGGAGUUGCUGUCGGACUACGAGACAAUGGAGCUGAUGAGCAAGCAGAGGCUUGACUCAGCAAGCCUAGAUUCAUCAGUCAGCCCUUAAGCAAAGAUCUAAGAGGCUUUUACCUUCUUUAACUGUUUUGUUUUUCCCUCCCCCUACCCCUUACCUCUGUUAGCCUGCAUUCUUCCCUUCUGUCCGCCCCCCCCCCUCUUUAUUCUACUCUUUGUCUCGUCUCUUCCUUACCUUAGUGCAUGUUUUUUUUUUCUUUUGCUACACUGCUUCUCUCUCGCUUGCUACUUUCUUUUCUCCACACGUUUUCUUUCUCAACUCCUACUGUCUAAGGUCCAAAGUGGCCCUUUUCCCACCAUCUGGAUUUUUACUGAAUUCCUGAAUUCCCAAAUCCCUCCCUACACACACACACGCACGCACACACACACACAUAAACCAUGAGGAAACAGACUCAUCGUGUUUUACUGGCCUGUGUGGUCAUCAGCUCAAUCACAGUAUUUUAUCUCAGUCUUAGUGCCAUAGAAUGCCCAAACUCGCGGUCUCGGGGUGCAUGGGGAGCAAGCCAACAACUUCACAGGAAUCUCAGUUACCCCUUGCCAGUUCCUGUAGAAUACAGUGAAGACAGUCCUCUAAUUUUUGUCGGUGGGGUACCUCGUAGCGGCACCACUUUAAUGCGGGCUAUGCUGGACGCCCACCCUGAGGUGCGUUGUGGAGAGGAGACCCGCGUCAUCCCACGUCUUUUAGCCAUGCAGGCCACCUGGAGCCGCUCAGCCCGGGAGAGGGUCCGUCUGGAUGAAGCUGGUGUUACGGACGAGGUUCUGGACUCGGCUAUCCGCGCCUUCCUGCUGGAGAUCAUUGUGGGCCAUGGUGAACCUGCGCCGCGGCUGUGUAACAAAGACCCUUUUGCGCUAAAAUCCCUUACAUACCUCUCCAAACUUUUUCCCAAUGCCAAAUUUGUGCUGAUGCUUCGCGAUGGCCGGGCCACAGUUCAUUCCAUGAUCUCACGCAAGGUGACUAUCACAGGAUUUGACUUGACUAGUUACAGGGACUGCCUGGUGAAAUGGAACCGAGCCGUAGAGGUCAUGUACGACCAGUGCCAGGCUGCUUCAGAGAGGAGCUGUCUGCCUGUGCGCUAUGAACAGCUGGUGUUGCAUCCAGAACAAGUGAUGCGAAAGCUGCUCCAAUUCCUGGAUCUUCCCUGGGACCCGUCAGUGCUGCACCAUGAGCAACUCAUUGGGAAAGUUGGAGGGGUGUCGCUGUCAAAGGUUGAACGGUCAACGGACCAAGUUGUCAAUCCAGUGAAUACAGAGGCCCUGUCUAAGUGGGUGGGCAAAAUUCCAGAUGAUGUGGUGAAGGACAUGGCUGACAUUGCACCAAUGCUAAGACGCCUUGGUUAUGACCCUCUCGCCAACCCUCCAGACUAUGGCAAGCCAGACACCUUACCACUGAACAAUACUAAACAGCUUCAGGGAGGCAAAGCAAACACAGAAGAUGUGUUUCAUCCUAGCUAAUCCAAGAUGGAAGACCUGAUUCACCUUUCAUGAACAGUUGAAUUGUGCCUUUGAGGUGCAUAUAGGAAGCAGACUUAAGACAUUACACUGAAAUUUCAUCCUAUGCGUCAGCCCUCCCUGCCUAUGGAUGACAUCAGGUGCAUUUGAAAACAUAUUCACACACAAUUUACCUAAACAGCCUGUUGGCCAGUACCGUAAUUUGUUUUAUGUGUCUUGGUUGAAGAAAAUAAAUAUUUA